Rhagoletis pomonella (apple maggot) is the source of this 4904-nucleotide messenger RNA. RefSeq names its product FH1/FH2 domain-containing protein 3 (gene Fhos). The record is from RefSeq and is a predicted model, not a curated record. NCBI's taxonomy places the organism in Eukaryota, Metazoa, Arthropoda, Insecta, Diptera, Tephritidae. The transcript is spliced from 18 exons. Bases 575 to 4048 code for a protein of 1157 amino acids. Gene Ontology annotation, cellular component: cytoskeleton; cytoplasm. Gene Ontology annotation, biological process: actin filament network formation; cortical actin cytoskeleton organization. Gene Ontology annotation, molecular function: actin filament binding.
GCCGACAGCAAAGCAACACCGUCUUUAUGAAAAAAAAACGCCUGCAAUUGCGUUUUGCAUUAUUUAUAAAUAAUCUGCUGGCAUUUUUAGUACUCCAACAACCAAAACAGAAAGCGCCGAAGUAAUAAUGAAAGUGAUUUGCUAAAUUAACUCGGGAAAAGUGAAACACAUACACAUACAAAUAUGCAUAUGUGAAAUUAAAAUGCUUGCAUAAAUAAAUAAAAAAGCGGUAAUGCGCCAUAAAACUUAAAAUAUGAGUUGAACUUAACGAAAGCAAAGUUAGUCAAGUUUCCAGCAGUUUAACAUGUUAUUUAACGGUUCUCAAGUGGCGGAAAGCAAAAACUCUCACACACCUGUCCACAUCGUAUCAAUGUAUGUGUUGUAUUUAGUGGUGAAUUAGUGUGCCUGUGUGCGUGUGUGUGUGUGUUUGUGUAAAAAAGUAAGAUACAUAAUUGCAAAAUUUAAUAAAAUCAACGAAACAGCAUAAAAGCAAGUGAACGCUAGGUGGGGGAGUAUUGGCAAACAAUCGCUCCGGCAACCGGCAACAACAACAAAACCUACACACGCAGUGAAAAUGAUAGUGAAAAUGGAUCCAGACGAAUUGAUUACACUGCGGGUGCAGUAUCUGGUCGAUACUGAUCCGCUUAAUUGUACAGCCAUGUAUCCGAUACCGACGCGUGCACCAACUUAUGGCUUUGCCGCCACCAUGCCACUGGCCACACAGUUGGGCACCAUACUACGUCUGCUUAGCGCGCCACAUCGGAUCGACGACGCAGCCAUACAGGUGUACAAAGAUGGUGACUAUGGCGCCUAUUUGGAUUUGGAGUCCUCGCUUGCUGAACAAGCGGAAGAAAUUGAAGGUCUUAAUUCUAGUCGCAAAAACUCAUUGGUAGUGCGAACACAGCUGAGUGUGCGGGUACAUGCCAUUAUUGAGAAACUCCUCUCCUCCGAGGGCAGCGAAUUGCGACGUGCACUCUUCUCAUUGAAGCAAGUCUUCCAGGAGGAUAAAGACUUGGUGCAUGCCUUUGUGGCAUUGGGCGGACUCAAUUGUCUUGUGCGUGUCGGUAAUGGAGCCGAUCAGAAUUAUCAAAAUUACAUUCUGCGUGCCUUGGGUCAGGUGAUGCUUUAUGUGGACGGCAUGAAUGGCGUGAUGAAACAUGAGCCCACAAUGCAAUGGCUGUACUCGUUGAUCGCUUCGAAUUAUCGUUCUGUGGUGAAAACGGCACUCAAGUUGUUGUUGGUGUUUGUCGAAUAUGCCGAAACAAAUUGCUAUGUCCUGGUGAAUGCCAUUCACUCGGUGGAUAAGUCACAGGGCACACUGCCAUGGUCGAAUCUAAUGAGACUUCUAAAAGACUACGACAACGCUGAUGCCGAGCUAGUCAUCUAUGCCACAUCGUUGAUUAACAAAACCUUGGCUGGUCUAAACGAUCAGGACAGCUUCUACGAUGAGAGUGAUCUGCUGGAGCAGCAAGGCAUGGAAUCGGUGAUACAGCGCUAUAUAUCCAAGCCUGGUACCGAUCUCGAUCUACUAGAUCAACUGCAGCUCUACGAAGCAGUAUUGAAAUUCGAAGAUGGCGAAGCGGAGGGCAUACGCUUGCCGGAGAACUCGCUGCGCAAAACGCAACGCCAUCGCCAGAGCACAGACACAGCGGAACGACGCAAGUCGCGACGUCACAGCACUGGCACCAGUCCGCAUGUCAACAAAGUGAUACCGUCACCAAAGAGAAUCACGCCAACACACGGCGUGCUGGACGAGGACAGCUCCAGUUCGACGAAUUCAGCUGAGUACGCAAAUGGCGUUUUCAAUGGCGAGAAAGCGCGCGAUGGCGUCGGCGUCACACCCGGCUUGCGUAGGAGGCGCGAACGUGCCGAGCGGCAUAAGAGCUUUCUCAAGGAGCAACAGGAGGCUGCAGCGAAUGGCAUAUUCGCCGCUUUGGAGCGACGUGAGGAAAUAGAAUCUGACAAUGAGGAUAAGAAACUGCUGCAGCAGCUGAAACGAGACCACACAGUGAAGGAUCUGACGCAAAAACUGAGCAACAUGCCGAUGAGUCCGACGCAUGAGGAGAAGUUGCAGAAUCGCAUUGUCGGCGAUAUGUCGGGUCUCAUAUCGAAAGCCAAAGAGGGACUUGCCAAAAGCAAAAGCAAAGGCGAAAUGUCGCGCUCGUCCAGCCUGGAUCAGGACAUCAAGAAGGUGGAGCCGAAAAAAUCCGAAAAUGAGCUACACUGGGAGGAAUUGGUACGCAACAUGAUACGCCCACUAAAUCUAUGUGAUCUAGACUUCACCGAUUUGAAUUCGGAAGACGAGAAAGAUAUGCUAGCGCCGCGUGGUCUUGGCUGUGGUGUACCGCCGCCACCACCACCAUUCGCAGGUGGCAUACCGCCGCCCAUGAUGCCACCUAUGAAUAGUAUGGCCAGCAUGGUGCCACCGCCGAUGUUCAGCUACAGCGGCUACGGCAGCAUGACGAACAGCGCCAACAGCUCCAUGAAUGGUUCCAUGAACGGCGACGUGAGCAAUACGAAUACCAUCAAGAAGAAUAAGAAAACGGUGAAAUUAUUUUGGAAGGAGGUGCGCGAGGAUAUGAUACCCGUUGUGAUUGGCAAAACCAUUUGGGAUGAGUUGCCGCAGGCAAAUGUGGACAUACAAAAGCUGGAGCACCUGUUCGAGUCCAGAGCCAAAGACCUAAUGACCAAGAAACAACAAGAACUGAAUAAAAGCAAAGAGAUUAUCGUAUUGGAUCAUAAACGCUCGAAUGCCAUAAAUAUUGCGAUGACAAAGUUGCCACCGCCGCGUGCCAUUAAAGCGGCGAUACUGAAGAUGGAUGCAACGGUGGUGACGCGCGAAGGCAUCGAUAAGCUAUUGAAUAUGUUGCCAACGGAUGAGGAACGCGGCAAGAUACAAGAAGCGCAGAUGGCCAAUCCAGAGUUGCCUUUGGGCAGCGCCGAGCAAUUUCUCCUCACCUUGGCCACCAUUUCGGAGUUGGGCGCGAGGCUAAAGCUGUGGGCAUUCCGCUUGGAUUUCGAUAAUAGCGAAAAAGAAAUUGCGGAACCAUUGAUGGAUCUGAAACAAGGCAUCGAAAUUCUACGAAAUAAUCGCACCUUCAAAUGCAUUCUGUCGACGCUGCUGUCCGUCGGAAUAUUUUUGAAUGGUGCGCCAGUUAAGGGUUUCCAGAUCGAGUAUUUAUCCAAGGUACCUGAGGUCAAAGACACUGUACAUAAGCAUUCGUUGCUGCAUCAUCUCUGCCACAUGGUGAUGGAGUCGAGUCCGGACACCACGGAUCUAUACUCGGAAAUUGGGCCAAUCACGCGCGCCUCUAAGGCUGACUUUUCCGAUUUGGCACACAACUUGAGCCAGUUGGAGACUGAAUGCAAGGCUUCGUGGGAUCGCCUCAAGUUGAUUGCCAAACACGAUUGUCCACCGCAGCUGAAGCAGAAGUUGGUUGACUUCUUGGCGGACUGUGCGGAACGCAUUAUCAUUCUGCAAAUCGUGCAUCGGCGUGUGAUUAACAGAUAUCGCAAGUUCCUGCUGUGGCUGGGCGUACCCCAACACAGCGUUGCCGAAUCGAAGCCAAACGAAUUUUGUCGCAUUCUUUCGGAGUUCGCGCUGGAGUACCGCACUACACGUGAGCGCGUGCAACAGCAGCUGGAGAAGAAGGCGAACCAUCGCGAACGCAAUAAGACGCGUGGCAAGCUCAUUAUAGAUAUGGCCAAAUUUAAAACCAAAGAGGAUCGCGCCGAUGCGGAACUGAAAGUGUUGCUCGGCACGCCCAGUUCCGACACAGCCGAUGGCACAUUGACGUGGCGCCGCAGACGCGCCGAGAACUUGCGCUCGCCCAUUGCGCGCCAGAGCGAGGAGAACUUCACCGAUGGUGAUGAUGAGAUCCUGGAAUCGUUGGUAAAGACUGCGACCAAAGCGCCAGGUACACGCACGACGCCGCGCGAACGGAAGCGCACACGCCAUGCUGAUCGCAAAUCAUUGCGUCGUACGCUUAAGAACGGUCUAACGGAGGAGGAGAAACAACACGUUGCGGCUUUAAUAAAAACCUAUUAGCGUUUUAAGUAGUCCUAUGUAGUCGUCGACAGACUGUAUGUAGCGUCAUAGAAAGAAACACUAUGAAACAGACUGAGAAGCGUGAAAGAGAAGUUUGAAAAAACACACGAUUAGUAUACCUAGAUGAUUUUCCUUAUUGAUUUUAUUUUGGACGAUCUCAAGCGAUACCAGUGAGCAAGUAAAGCGACGGAUUGGAGAGCAAUGAAGUGCCUUGCGGAAAAGAAGAAAUUGUAAAUCAACAAAAGGAGCCAAUGAGUCGAAUGCGAUAGAUGAAAAAAAAAAAUUGAAAUUUUGCAUAUUGAAAUAUUUGACCCGUGGAGCGCUGAAUUUUACAAAUGGAACGAUAAUAACCUACUCAGAAUAUCCCUUUUGCUGUAAAGUGGGGAAAGCUGGAAAGCGUUUUUGUGGAGUAAACGGAACGGCAGUUAACGAUACUUGCGAAAAGCUUAUUUCUUUUACUUAGUUAAUACAAAGUAUAUACAAAAUGUAUUGUAGUCAAACAACGAUAUUUUAUUAUUAGACCUUAUCGAUUAUAAACUUUCUCACAUCUCUUCUUAUUUUUGUAAAAUUAUUAAUUCUAAUUUCUUUCUUUAUUUUAUUGUGUACACUCGCAUGUUAGUUGUUAUCUUUAAAUUAACGAAUUUCCCAAAUCUUAUGGGUUCACUUAGUUGGAGGAUGGAAAGAUGGAUUUAGAUUAAAAUUCUUUAGUUUUUUUUGUUUCAAUUUUGAUUUGGUUAAGUAAUGUAUUCACUCUCUUGUUAUCGCGCUUCAAUUAACUGAAAUUAUAUAAUAUUUAUAUUGGACAUGAUCUGAAAAUUUUGGUGAAAAUCUUAUAACCAAAAAUGCGUAAAAUAAA